AUGGCUAAAACAAAGGAGCGAAGAAGUAAACAGACCGUAUUCAGGAAAGAAUUUGCAUUCCCGUUGACAGUUAAUGGAUUUUCGGUAUUGUUUGUACGAAGUGCAGCAUCGCAAAACAGUAAUGAAAUUCAGAGGGGCACAUAUCCCUCUAUGGUUUUCAUAUAUUACCCAGAUGAUUCUGUAGUGGAUCAAAACGGGGUGAGGGUUACACGAGCUGGUACUUUAUUAAAACCGAAUUGGCUAAUUACAUCUUCUCUGGAAACUGAUGAUGUUCCUCUGGCGUUUCCAAAGAAGACAUUGAUAGCAAGACUCGGCAGCAUUUCUAUCGACAAGAACUUUACAAUAAACGAAGAUGAGGGGGAACAAGAGAGUGAGGUUAUCCAAAUUAUUCGGCCACACAACUUCAGCGCUAUCGAGUGGUGGUACAGCGACAUAUCUUUAUUAAAAACCUUGAUACCCUUUAAUAAGACCGAAACUGUUGGAACUACAUCUAUAAUGGCAGAGAAACUUAAAGUUGCUGAGAAAGAGUGCUUCAUACUGGUUUACGCUAUGAGAGCUUCAAAUCUGACACAAGACAGAAUACUAAUGGAGAUACCUGUAGAUAUCGUUUCGCCGCCUUCUAAUACUUGCGGCAGCCGUUUUAGAGAAAGUACUAUGAUAUGUGCUCAGGAUAUUGACGAGAAGAAAAAUGUUUCUUAUGAUCCCAACUUUUGUGUUGGUAACGGUGGAGGACCCCUCAUCUGCGAAAAAGACAUAUACGGAUUGCAGACAUACAGCGAUGGUUGCAAAGAACCAUAUCUAUACCAACUGUUUACGCUUUGGUCCAGUUUUAUAUCGUGCGGCAUUCAAGACAUAUGUAAUGAAAAACAAUGUGAGGCAGUAUGCACCGUAAUACAUAAAGAUUCUGAGUAUAGAAUGAUGCUGAACGAAGUAAAAACUGAGACUACGGCAAUGUCAGCUAAAUAUAUCGAAUCUGAUGAUAGUUCUGAAGAACCUAGUCCGGAAGGGCCUACGGCGACUACUGUAAAACAAGAUGAAGCUGCGACUACAGUUCCAACUGUUGCAAUUCCAGCAGCAGACAGUAGCUUGGAUACUGAAGUGACAGCUGAAUCUCAAUCAACUGAGGCGUCAACAACCAAAUCAGACAAAGACAAUGGAAGACGGUCUAAUGUGGAAGCUCAGCAACAACCGAUAAAGAAAAAGAGUGCAGCUUCUCCUCUUGUGCCGUUCUCAAUGUAUUUACCGAUGUUUGCUUGGAUGCUUUGUUUUGUUUAA
Molecule: messenger RNA, 1275 nt
Organism: Leptosia nina
Lineage: Eukaryota; Metazoa; Arthropoda; Insecta; Lepidoptera; Pieridae
Source: the annotation of a GenBank genome assembly